UGAAAUUGGCGAAUCCUAAAACUAUAGAGUAUCAGGUCGUUCGUACCUCGCUCUUGCCAGGUAUAUUGAAAACUGUGAGAGAAAACAAAAAACAUGCAUUGCCAAUUAAAGCUUUUGAAGUAUCCGAUGUG
Molecule: messenger RNA, 131 nt
Organism: Scutellospora calospora
Lineage: Eukaryota; Fungi; Glomeromycota; Glomeromycetes; Diversisporales; Gigasporaceae
Source: the annotation of a GenBank genome assembly